AUGACCAAAGCAGAUCUUUUUUUGAGUGUCAUAACAUCGAAGUUUCUAUAGAAGCACAAGUAAAUAGCCAAAAAGAAAAAUACGCAAUUACGAACACAGAAAAUCAUAGCCCCCAAUGAAGAAGACAUAACGAAAUAGACAAAGACACAUCUGUUCUUUCUCUUCUCUCUAUCUCUUUCUACUAACUCAUUAUUCACUUGUCUUGUAUCUCUCUUUCUUUAGUUUCUUAUUCAACCCACCAACACAAAACCAAAACCCAUCUUUUUUGGUUGGUCAAGUAAGUGGCAACCACGCCAAAGAGAAGAGCUUCCUCACAUGGGUCUCUGCUUCUCUUCCUCUUCCCCCAACCCUCCUCAGCAGUACUCAGGGUCUGCGAGCACUGACAGCAAGAACGUGGGAUUCUCCGCGACCACGAGCAGCGCCGGGAAGAGCCAAUUCUCGGAGAUCGCGAGCGGGAGCAUCGACAGCAGCCAAGGCUCUCUUCCUCUUCCUUCUCCUCAUGGCCAGAUUCUGGAAAGGCCGAACCUCAAGGUGUUCAGCUUCGGAGACCUGAAAUCCGCCACCAAGAGUUUCAAGUCCGACACAUUACUCGGCGAAGGUGGCUUUGGAAGAGUUUACAAGGGAUGGUUGGACGAGAAGACCCUCUCCCCUGCUAAAGCUGGCUCCGGAAUGGUCGUUGCCAUCAAAAAGUUGAACCCCCAAAGCACCCAAGGCUUCCAAGAGUGGCAGUCAGAAGUGAACUUUUUAGGAAGACUUUCUCACCCAAAUCUGGUCAAGUUGUUGGGUUAUUGUUGGGACGAUGAUGAGCUUCUUCUAGUGUAUGAAUUCUUGCCAAAGGGAAGCUUGGAGAAUCAUCUAUUCAGAAGAAAUCCUAACAUAGAACCACUUUCUUGGAACACCCGGUUUAAAAUAGCUAUCGGUGCAGCUCGGGGACUAGCUUUCUUGCACGCCUCCGAAAAACAAAUCAUAUACAGAGAUUUCAAGGCCUCAAAUAUACUUCUCGAUGUGAAUUUCAAUGCAAAAAUAUCAGAUUUUGGCUUGGCAAAAUUGGGGCCUUCUGGAGGACAAUCACAUGUAACUACCAGGGUCAUGGGCACGUAUGGUUAUGCUGCUCCAGAAUACAUAGCAACAGGUCACUUGUAUGUGAAGAGUGAUGUCUACGGAUUUGGUGUAGUGCUUCUUGAAAUACUGACAGGCAUGCGGGCACUUGACACAAAACGGCCAACAGGGCAGCAGAACCUAGUUGAAUGGACCAAACCUCUUCUCUCUUCCAAAAAAAAGUUGAAAACAAUAAUGGAUGCUAAGAUAGUGGGUCAAUAUUCACCCAAGGCAGCGUUUCAAGCAGCACAACUUACUCUAAAAUGCCUAGAACAUGACCCCAAACAACGUCCUUCUAUGAAAGAAGUGCUUGAGGGAUUGGAAGCCAUCGAAGCUAUCCAUGAAAAAUCCAAGGAAUCCAAAACCUGCAAUUCUUAUCAACCUCCUCGGCAGAGAGUUGUGAGAGUAUAAAUAAAUUUGUAUACCACUAGAAUCUGAGAUUGAAUAGGGUGUUGGAUCAGUAACCUAAUGUGAUUUUUUUUUUCUUGUGCUGCUUGGAAGGGGAGAUUUACCAGGCUUUUUACAUGUAUGAUUUUUUUGUUGAAUUAUUCACAUUUUUAUAAAGUAGGAAAAUAUUUUUUAUCUGCCAUAAGGGAACAUAGUUUUGAUGCUAACAUGUCACUUUUUUUUCGAGACUUCUUUUUCUUUCAUCAAUGAAAAGUUAGCCGGCUCAA
Molecule: messenger RNA, 1772 nt
Organism: Glycine soja
Lineage: Eukaryota; Viridiplantae; Streptophyta; Magnoliopsida; Fabales; Fabaceae
Product: probable serine/threonine-protein kinase PIX13
Exons: 6
Coding region: 316-1509 (397 amino acids)
Biological process (GO): protein phosphorylation
Molecular function (GO): ATP binding; protein kinase activity
Source: RefSeq, a predicted model, not a curated record